AUGGAUUCCACGAACAAAUUGGAUUUAUUACACCACAUUUACUAUUCCCAAAAGUUGGAGCAUGAAUUGAAGAUGAAAGCAAUGUUAUUGAAUGCUGGUGGAUUGGAUACCGUGGCCGAUAUAUUUUUCAAUGAUGACUUAGUUCUCAAAACAUACAAUCAUCACCUAUUAUAUACGCGAAACAAAAAUCUCAAGAGUAUCAGGAACAAUUUGGCCAUACUGUCCCUCCUGUAUGUUCAGUAUCUGAAUUCCAGGGUGAGUCAUAUUAAUUUCAUAAGGAAGACACAAGCAAGCUUCGGUUGGGAUUGGGGACCUUCAUUUUCAACAGUUGGCAUUUGGCAGCCAAUAUCUGUCGAAGGAGGACAUACGAUAUUUGUGGAUAAGAUAUCAGCAGUAGUCUCAUUUAAAAAAUGCAAGUGCUUGCGAGAAGGCUUAUGGUAA
This is a messenger RNA of Brugia pahangi, 441 nucleotides long. NCBI's taxonomy places the organism in Eukaryota, Metazoa, Nematoda, Chromadorea, Rhabditida, Onchocercidae. The record is from the annotation of a GenBank genome assembly.